Messenger RNA from Oryzias latipes (Japanese medaka), 2699 nucleotides. Its product is annotated as myeloid-associated differentiation marker-like protein 2. The record is from RefSeq and is a predicted model, not a curated record. Lineage: Eukaryota; Metazoa; Chordata; Actinopteri; Beloniformes; Adrianichthyidae. Gene Ontology annotation, cellular component: membrane.
AGCGUGUGGACAGUCAUGUGUCUAUCGAGAGGGGCAUUAAUAUUAUUUUCUUCUGUUAUUAACGUCUUCCUCCAUGAAUUUAUUGGUAUUUAUGGAGACGCUGGAGGACAAAAAAUGUCUGAACACCAUGAGGAUCCUCCUUCGUCAUCAGCUGUUCAGAUUCCCCUCCUGAAGUCUGUAACUCAACCAAACGCCCCCCGCCCUCACCAGCGGCCACGUGGUGGAUGCUCCACCCCCAAUUAACUUCCAUUCUGGUCUGUGUGACCCUGUGAGCCCCCCUCCUCAUAACACAUGCAGGACAGAGAAAGUGUCUGAAGAACAGAGUCACAGAGAAAGUUUGAAGAUGAAAGUAAAAUGUUCCUGCAAGGCUCCCAAUAAGAGUCAGGAACUUCUGAGCUGGACGUGUUACGACUGAUGCCUCAGCAGGAUCUGAACUUGAGUUUUUUGUGAGGCUGAACUCUGACUAAGGAGAGCGUCUGAGGAGGAUCAUCUGCAUGAGUUUGUGGUGUCUGCGCAGACGGCAGACGGCAGUCAGCCUCAGGUGGACGACUGAGGAGCUCUGAAGCAGACGCAUCAGCUGAGAGACUGACAUGGACUCGCAAGGGGUCUCGUACCUGAACAAAGCUGCCCUCUGCUCCCGUCUGGGUGCGGCCCGGAUCUGUCAGUUAGCCAUGGGGUGUGCUGUGAUCGCCAUGGUGACCCACAGUGCCGGCUACAGCGGGUCACACGGCGUAUUCUGCAUGGCGGCCUGGUGCUUCUGCUUUGCCAUGUCCGUCGUGGUUUUCUUCCUGGAUGCCACCCGCCUCCACAGCUGCCUGCCCGUAUCCUGGGACAACCUCACAGUCACGUGUGCCGCCUGCGCCACACUCAUGUACGUGACGACCUCCGUGGUGUAUCCUCUCUUCUUUGUGCGCUCUGAAUGUCCGUACGCCGGCUGUCACGUCAGAGAUUUCCGCAUCGCCGUCACCGUCUGCUCCAUCCUAGGAACUCUGGCCUACGGGGUGGAGGUAGUUCUGUGCCGGGCCAGGCCGGGCCAGAUUGUGGUGGGCUACAUGGCCACUGUCCCAGGCCUUCUCAAAGUGGUUCAGAGUUUUGUGGCCUGCGUCAUUUUUGGAGCUCUGGCCAAUGGCAGCCAGUACUCCCUGUACGCCGCCACCAUCUUCUGCGUUGUGGUGUACGCGUUCUGCUUCGCCCUGACAGCUCUGGUGGUCUUCAUGACGGUGUGUAAGCGGACACAGGGGGUACGCGGGACGCCCUUUGACCGGUUUGUGGUGGUGUUCACGCUCCUGGAGGUUCUGCUGUACCUGAGCGCGUCAGUGGUGUGGCCAGUGUUCUGCUUUGACACAAAGUACGGCUCCCCCUGGAGGCCGUCGUCCUGUCCACAGGGCAAGUGUCCGUGGGACAGCAAGGUGGUGGUGGCCGUUUUCUCCUGGGUCAACUUUUGUCUGUACGCAGCAGACCUGAUGUACUCCCAGGGGGUCCGCUUUGUGUCCUCGCAUGCGGCUGCGAGGUCACGGGUGUAGCGUUUCCCCUUUUUCUGGUUUCUCAUCUUUGAACAUGAAAAAAUUUCAGGACUUUUCCCUCCGAGCUGCUCUGUUUCUCUCUGGACUGUGGAGGAAUUUUGCCCCCUGACAUUCCUGAUUCCAGAGACACCCCAUUCCUCAAAAUGACCCCCCCUCUCAAAGCCAACCCCACCCAGUCCGCCAGGGUAUUUCUGUCCUCCUAAAACGAAUCCUCCAAAAAUGAAGGAUCCACCCUCCAGAACUCUCUCAUGUUUCAAAGCAGAAACAAACUCGAAGGACUUACACAUUGAAGCACAUUUGGCAACUGUGGCAUUCCUGCCAUUUGCACCCCCACCACCACCCUCCACAGAAAUCACCCCUGCUAAAGAUAACUGCAUAGACUCAGGGAAGUGUGAUGCAGCGUUUAAAGAGACUGGACUUCCUCAAACCUGUCAGAGCUUCUGUGAACUUUAUCCAGAUGAGCUGCAGUGAGAGCCGCCGUGUCACAGCGGUCAGCGUGACCACAGAGUCAACAAGUCCUACAGAUCUGACCUCUGCAAACACGCUGAAGCUUCACUCCGCUUUAGAGUGCAUCCUGGACCCAAACCCAACCCACUCAUCAACAGCCGACACGCACCAAGCACACGUCCACCUCUGCAGCGGAGAAAACCUCCCAGCACAUCAAGUCUGGGUUUGUGCACAAACAGGACUGAGAGUUAAGCCGCAGAUGCUCUGAGUUCAGGUUGAUCCUCCGGUCUCCUUCUUCCUCAUCUCUGUCAUUGUGGAGACGUUGAUUUUUCUCCAGAAUACAAGACAAGUCUUCAUUGUUUUGCAGUCAUUUGCACUUUGUUUUAUUUUACUAAAACACAAAGUUGUCACAAACUGUCAAAGCUCCAAAACAGGAAUUGGGGGGGGGGUCCAGUGUCCCACCUUUGAUUCACAAAGACUCUGUAAAGGUGUGUUCAAGUUUUAAUGAAUGUGAAACCAGCUCCCCUAUUCAUCUUACUGUCUCUUCUGUUUCAGCGCCAUUUUUUUUUUCUAUAAGUUUUUCUUUUUCAACUUCCCCCUUUCAGUUUGGCUUUUUGGUCAUCAUUAUUCUUAAAAAGCAGAAACUACUGUUAGAGUUGUAAUGUCUGCAGUUCAGGUUACCUUGAUUCUGUUUUUAUUAAACUGUUUUAUGCAUCAUCUGACCUCAAA